Emericellopsis cladophorae is the source of this 1233-nucleotide messenger RNA. Its product is annotated as Eukaryotic translation initiation factor 3 subunit H-like protein. Lineage: Eukaryota; Fungi; Ascomycota; Sordariomycetes; Hypocreales; Bionectriaceae. Gene Ontology annotation, molecular function: translation initiation factor activity; metallopeptidase activity; protein binding. The transcript is spliced from 3 exons. Gene Ontology annotation, cellular component: eukaryotic 43S preinitiation complex; cytoplasm; eukaryotic translation initiation factor 3 complex. Bases 1 to 1233 code for a protein of 410 amino acids. The record is from RefSeq and is a predicted model, not a curated record.
AUGACAAAAGUUGGACAAUUUCCCCUCCGAGCCGCCGUGAAGCAGUUAGCCGUAUCACGAAUCUCUCGACGACUCCCACGAACGCGCGCUGCUCUGCUCACGACUCUCGAUCGCAUUUCUCCCAAAUCACCCGAACUCGAGAUCCUCAAUAUGACGGACGCUCUCAAGGAUGCGCCUUUCCAGGCGGUGCAGGUUGAUGCUCUGGUCGCUGUGAAGAUCAACAAGCACUGCUCAUCUGCUUUCCCCACCACCGCCACCGGUGCCAUCGUCGGCAUGGACCAGAAUGGCGUCCUCGAGAUCACAAACUCUUUCGGCUUCCCCUCGACUGAUGGCGCCUCUUCCGACUCGCAUCAGAACGACGCAUCCGCCGCGGCGGCUGCUGCUCCCCGCCAAAAGUCCAACCAGACGUACCAGAACGAGAUGAUCCGUCACCUCAAGGAGGUCAACGUCGACGCCAAUAAUGUUGGGUGGUACACCAGCGUGACCCUGGGCAACUUUGUGAACAUGAACUUUAUCGAGAAUCAGGUGCACUACCAGACUGCCAACAACGCGACUGUUGCGCUUGUGUAUGACGCCAGCAAGAGCUCGCAAGGCAACCUGGCUCUGAGGGCCUUCCGCUUGACCACCUCGUUCAUGACCGCCUUUAAGGAGGGCAAGUUCACCACUGACAUCCUUCAAAAGUCAAAGCUUUCCUACAAGGAUAUCUUCGCCGAGCUCCCCGUGACGAUCCACAACUCGCAUCUCCUCACCUCGUUCCUGCACCAGAUCCCCGGUCUGCCGUCGGAAGAAGACAUUGAGCCCCCUGUGUCGUCCGCCGACCUGGAGCGCGACCAGGUGCAGGCACCCCUGCACCCGUCCAUCGAUAUGCUGGAUCUAGCCAUCGACCCCUUCCUGGAGAAGACGUGCGAUCUCCUGAUCGAGAGCAUCGAGUCGCACUACACCGACCUCAACAACUUCCAGUUCUACCAGAGGCAACUGGGCCGCGAGCAGACCAAGAUCUCCCAGUGGCAAGCCAAGCGCAAGGCCGAGAACGCCCAGCGUGCCGUCGCCAAGCAGGCUCCUCUCCCCGAGGACGAGUGGCAGCGUCUGUUCAAGCUGCCCCAGGAGCCCAGCCGUCUGGAGGGCAUGCUUAACGCCAAGCAAGUGGAGCAGUACAGCAAGCAGGUGGACGGCUUCACGGCCGGCAUCAGCGCCCGGAUGUUCGCCGUGCGGGAGAACCUGGCGCCGCAGUAA